GUAGCUUUGUUUCCAAGAGGCUAAGCUAAACCCAACCCAAACAAACGCUCCAACCCUAAAACCCCAUUUCUCCCACAUUCGUAUGGAUCUUUCCUCUUCUUUUCCUUCCAAACCCUAAUUUUCGCCCAUACUUAUUUGUGUUCAUCGAUCCUUCGCCCCCCCAAAACACUCGCACUCCUGAAUUCUCCCUCUCCUCUGAUUCUCGCUUCACGCUCUUCUCCCCUCGGGUUCCUCUUAUCAUCUCCAGGCCGUAUCAUUAAAUUUGGUGAAGAUUUUGACUUUGUUAAAUUGCAAGUAUAAUGGCUUCUUCCUUGGAUAUGUCGCUUGAUGAUAGAAUUAAGAACAGGAGUAACAGAGGGAGAGGUAGAGGACGUGGCAGAGCCCAGACUGGCCGUGGACCAAGUGGUGCUCUUGGUGGUGGAAGAAUGGCUGGUGCGGUUAAUAGUAGAAGAAUGGCUGGUGCUGGUAAUGGUGGAAGAACAACUGGUGCUGUUCGUAGAGGUCCUCUUAUGGUUAACACUCGGCCAUCAUCAUAUGCUAUUGCCAAGUCUAUUCGCCGAGCUAGGCCCUUUCCAUGGCAGCAUGAUUUGUUUGAAGAUAGCCUAAGAGCUGCAGGGAUUCAAGGAGUAGAAGUAGGCACCAAGUUGUAUGUUUCCAAUUUGGACCGUGGAGUGACCAAUGAAGACAUAAGGGAACUUUUCUCUGAGCUUGGAGAGUUGAAGCGUCAUGCUGUUCAUUAUGACAAAAAUGGACAUCCAAGCGGUUCUGCUGAAGUUGUUUAUACUAGAAGAAGUGAUGCAUUUGCUGCUCUUAAACGAUAUAAUAAUGUACUUUUGGAUGGAAAGCCCAUGAAGAUUGAGAUUGUUGGUUCCAAUCCGGAAUUGCCUAUAUCUGCUCGUGUGAAUGUCACUGGGGUGAAUGGGCGGAGGAAGAGAACUGUUGUAAUGACGCCAAGAGGUGGUCAAGCUGGAGGUCCUGCUAUGCCUAAUCGUGGUGCUGGUUGGGGACGUCGUGGUGGCACAAGGAGUGGGAGGGGUGCUGGUGGAGGUCGAGGUCGUGGUCGUGGUAGGGGUGCUGUUGGAGGCGGAGGCCGUGGCCGCGGAAGAAAGGACAAUGUUGAGAAGUCUGCUGAGGAACUUGACAAGGAACUGGAGACCUAUCAUGCCGAGGCCAUGAACAUCUCUUGAUCUCGGGAGCAGUAGUUUAAUUUGUAAUAUGAGUUAAGAUUGGCAUCGUUGUACAAAAAAGUUCGUUUUCUUAGCGUUAUUCUGAAUCUCACUGCUUUCUGCUUUUAAAUAUGCCAUCCUAUUUGACCUCUCUGGAGUCUUGUUUGAAGGCUGAGUGAUCAACUUAGGGAUUUUAGUUUGCUUUGCGUAUUAUUAUACCAUAUUAUUGCUGCAAAUUGCAUUUGUCUUCUACCC
Cajanus cajan (pigeon pea) is the source of this 1421-nucleotide messenger RNA. It is a transcript of the gene ALY4, whose product is annotated as ALWAYS EARLY 4. NCBI's taxonomy places the organism in Eukaryota, Viridiplantae, Streptophyta, Magnoliopsida, Fabales, Fabaceae. Gene Ontology annotation, biological process: mRNA export from nucleus. Gene Ontology annotation, cellular component: nucleus. The record is from RefSeq and is a predicted model, not a curated record. Gene Ontology annotation, molecular function: mRNA binding.